Molecule: messenger RNA, 1347 nt
Organism: Armigeres subalbatus
Lineage: Eukaryota; Metazoa; Arthropoda; Insecta; Diptera; Culicidae
Product: E3 ubiquitin-protein ligase HERC2
Exons: 3
Coding region: 75-1136 (353 amino acids)
Source: RefSeq, a predicted model, not a curated record
GGUGGAUUCUCAUAAUUUCGACCGGGUGAAUAUCGAGAACGUGCCCCGGCGAUCGCUCAAAUCGACCGUUUAAAAUGCCGCCAACCAUUUGGGUGUACGGUUUCAACCCUUUUGAUAUAGACAGUGGAGGAAACCUGAAAGAGUUAGAUCUCACGAAAUUUGUCAACGAUGAUCAGCCUAAUAUCCUCAUCGAACUCACCGCCACCCACGCUCUAGUGGCGGCCGGAAGCGCGCUUGUGUCACACUCUUGCAUCACCGAAAAAUCACACACCGUUGAUUGUGGUAGUCCGAUUGUCCAAUUAUCGGCAAACAACUGGUACUGUUUGGCGCUUUUGGAGGAUGGAAUCCUCCUCAAAUAUGACAUCUACUCGCAACAAAUGAGCAAACUCGAUUUCCUGUCUGUCGAAAAUUCCACUGAAACAAAGAGUGCGGAAAGUAUCACUCACAUUGCAUGUGAUGACAAAGUUUCAGUGGCCGUUACUAGCCCAGGGAACUUCGUAUUUAACAUUCCGAAUAAGACGUACACCUUCCCGAAACACGUGCGUAUAAAAAAGGUGGCAGUUGGAUUGGAGCAUUGUCUACUGUUGACCGGAAACGGAGAUGUGUACAGCUGGGGCUGUGGACUUCGCGGUCAGUUGGGCAAUGGAGAGAUUACAGCUCAUCAGGAGCAACCGCAGCUGGUGGAAGCCCUGGCGGGGGUCAAAAUCGUGGAUGUCGCUGCCGGUGGUUGGCAUUCGGCGGCCAUCUCCGCGUUUGGGGAUGUGUACUGUUGGGGUUGGAACAGUAAAGGUCAGCUGGGACUGGUGGAUGAGAAACGGCUAAAAGGGGCCGUGUUUGCUUUACCUCAAGUGAUCGAAUUCACUGAGCAAGAUGAAAAUCAACUAGCGCAGGAUGUUUCGUUUGAAAAGGUGCACUGUGGAAGUGGUCACACAGUGGUGGUUAGUUCCAAAGGAGAGUUGUACUUUGCGGGUCAUGACCUUCGACAAAGGCUAGAUUUUUGUAAAGUGGAACGAAAUCCAAAUCUGUGUGGAUUUAAAAAGUUCGAAAAUGGGCCGAAAGUUGACGGAGCAAAGCUUUUAAAAAGUGGACCAAAUUCGCUCGUUUUUGUGAGCCAACCGAGCGAAUGUACGAUAUGAGAGGCGAGCUUAUACGUAACACUUGCGCUAUUGGCCGAUAGGUGGUUUGAAUGAAGUGUUCUAUGUUAUCUAUUAAAGUAUUUAAAUGUUUACUUUGCUUAUCAUUAUUGUUUGUUAUGUGAUUCAAAAACAUUUCCCUAUGCCUCAGUGAUAGUAACUACGCAUGAUUGUUAAGUUGGAAAUAUAAUACAUAUCUGCUGAUAUAUUUAAA